AUGGCGCUUGUAGGGCCGAAGUGCUCGGUAGUCCUUCUUCUUCUCAGUGUAUGGGGGAUAUUGAUGCUUCUUCUUAUGGGUGUUUUUGCACGCGUAAACGCAGUCGCAUUCUCUGAAGACAUACCACUAAAUGAAACAGCUUGGGCUGCUAGUGGCUAUGCUCCUUUACAUGUAGAGGAAGCUUAUGUAAUGGUGUCGAAUAACUGUUUUAUAGCUGCUGGGAUCUACGUCGUUCUGCUAAUUUUUUCAGGUGUUCAAUACUAUUUCAAUAAACGAGCUAACUAUUUAGCGCAUUGA
Schistosoma rodhaini is the source of this 297-nucleotide messenger RNA. The record is from the annotation of a GenBank genome assembly. Lineage: Eukaryota; Metazoa; Platyhelminthes; Trematoda; Strigeidida; Schistosomatidae.